AUGGCGGACCAAGUUUCUUUCCUUGAGCCAUUGAAGACGCUCCACGAGAAUCGCUCCUCGGAUGUUUUCGUUCAGGCUUUCGUCGUGGAGAUACCUGCAAAAUUGACGAGUAAAGCACUGAGUAUUGUCAAACCCAUCAUCCCUUCAGGUGGAAAGAACCCGUCUUUCAGCCAUCUACGCCGCCUCUGCACCUUGCAACACUUGCCGUUGGAUUUGACAUGGCGUCGUGACUAUGAUUCCAAUGGUCUUCAGACCAUCUUCCUCCUUUUACCCAACACAGUCGUCACAUGGGAGUUGAUCAAAGCCACACUCCAACCACACAUUGAAGUUGAAGGCUUACCACGUUGCUUUGAUGCUGUUGUUCCUCGCUUCGCUCCUCUCAAUGCUGAACAAGCCGUACUCUGGACUGAGCGGUAUUGGCCUACAAUCUACAAUCCUGCGGCACAAGUGCUUCAAGAUGCCCCACCCAUGAAUCAGUUACGUCGUGUUCGGACAGCCCUUGAAGUACCCAACACCGACAAGUAUAUGAUGUUAGCAAUCACUGCCGCUGAACAAGCCAAGGCUGGUGGCUACGGAAGAGCCGUUGGCGCAGUUGUGGUCGACCCGGAAACAGGAAGUGUUGUGGCUGUCGCAGGAGACGCACGUCUUUGGUCCCCUGACUCUACGACUCGUGAGUCGUUGAGGACUCUAGGCUGCGAAGGAAGACCAGAGUAUCAUGCUCUCAUGCGUGCCAUUGCCAUGGUUGCCAAUAAGGAGUUGCGAAGACGCAUCAAAGCAGGAACCCACAACAAAUUUCUUGCCACUUGUUCAGAGACUCCAUCUGGUCAAGUUCUGACGGCGAUCGAAUCUCAGUACGAGGAUGACGACAGAGUCUUGGCAGACUUGACGGCUGCUGUGAACAACGUCAAAGUCACGGCCACAGAAUCCACCGAACCGGCACCAGAGUCUUCGUCCAAGCAAACAAGACCUCAGAAUGAGGGAUAUCUCUGCAGCGGGCUUGAUCUCUACCUCACUCACGAGCCAUGCGUGUGCUGUGGUAUGGCAAUGAUCCAUUCCAGAUUCCGAGCCUGUGUGCUUGGCCGGAGAAUGAUUGGAAGUGGUAGUCUUACUUCUGAGGCUGGUGAGAAGAAGCUUGCAUAUGGUCUUUUCUGGCGACGAGAGCUGAACUGGCGGGUCAUGACAUUCCAACACACUGAAGCAUCGAAGCUAAGCGGAGAAGGUCGAAUUGACACUGGAAUAUUCCAUGCUUAG
Exophiala bonariae is the source of this 1251-nucleotide messenger RNA. RefSeq lists its product as uncharacterized. The coding region runs from base 1 to 1251 and encodes 416 amino acids. The transcript has 3 exons. Gene Ontology annotation, cellular component: cytoplasm; nucleus. The record is from RefSeq and is a predicted model, not a curated record. Gene Ontology annotation, molecular function: tRNA-specific adenosine-34 deaminase activity. Lineage: Eukaryota; Fungi; Ascomycota; Eurotiomycetes; Chaetothyriales; Herpotrichiellaceae.